Molecule: messenger RNA, 1095 nt
Organism: Punica granatum (pomegranate)
Lineage: Eukaryota; Viridiplantae; Streptophyta; Magnoliopsida; Myrtales; Lythraceae
Source: RefSeq, a predicted model, not a curated record
UUAAAAAAUUAAAGCAGCAAGAAAAGAAACAAAUCAGCUCAAAAAAAUGUGGAGUGGAAGCCGAGCUCUGAUCCUCUGCAGACCGUCUCCGCUCGCCUUCCUUGCUCCCACGUUCAUCCCCUCCUCCACUCACUCCCGCCGCCUCCGGCUACCCCCCUGGGCUCCCUCCCGCCUCAUGGCCUCCACCUCACCCCCUUCCGUCGCCGGUAGCGACGCCAUCGAUCCUCAGAGCCACGAUAACGGUGCUCCUCCUGCUCGCUCUCCUUCCUCCUCCUCUACCUCGCCUUCCCCCUCCGCGGCCUCCGCUGUCGACUUUCUCACUCUCUGUCAUCGCCUCAAGGCGACGAAAAGAGCUGGGUGGGUUAAAAGAGAAGUUAAGGAUCCGGAGUCUAUAGCUGAUCAUAUGUACCGAAUGGGAAUUAUGGCUCUCAUUGCUUCGGAUAUGCCCGGCAUUGACCGGGACAGGUGCGUAAAAAUGGCGAUUGUGCAUGAUAUUGCCGAAGCUAUUGUUGGAGAUAUAACCCCUACCGAUGGGGUCCCAAAGCUUGAGAAGAGUCGAAGAGAGCGAGAAGCAUUGGAUCACAUGUGCAAAUUGCUUGGUGGAGGGCCAAGAGCGAAGGAACUAGAAUCAUUGUGGAUGGAAUACGAAGAGAACUCCACACCAGAGGCUAAGGUUGUUAAGGAUUUCGACAAGGUAGAGAUGAUUCUUCAAGCAUUAGAGUAUGAAACUGAGCAAGGGAAGGAUCUUGAGGAGUUUUUCCAGUCAACUGUUGGGAAGUUUCAGACGGAUGUAGGAAAAGCUUGGGCUUUGGAGAUAGCAUCGAGAAGGAAACAGAGGUAGUUUUAUCGGGAUUCCUUUUUUUUUUUUUUUUUUUUCCGCUUAUUGGCAGAACUUAGGAUUUCCUGAAGAAAUGAAGGGUGGGUUAACCUAAUCGUAACGUUGGUUUAUGUGAUUCCACAAUUUCGCCCGAAAAGUAUUUUAUCAGGCGGCUUCUUAGAGAGGGUCGAUGAGAAUCACUUGCUGUCAAACCAUCCUACUAAUUUACGGGGAGAAUAUGUCCAACUUCAUGACUUUAGUUUUCAUUCGGAACUUUC